UACUAGAAGAGCUGUUGCGCCCACGACAGGACGGGUUGUAGUAGUCGAGCUUGCGACCUCUAAGGAUCUGCAGAAACGACAUCAUCAUUAUUUUAUAUCGAAGUUUCCACGUCUUUGGGUCCCUGUCGUGCAUCUAACCUGCAUCCCACGUUCGACGAGACGCCUCGCUGUUACGUACGAGAAUCGUGGGACCCCUGGUGAAAGGCUACACACGACUAACUCGACCACCAAUCCAUUACUUCACUUGGCGGACGAUUCUAAUCGCGGCACUCCCCUUCCGAUUCGGUGGCCAACCCGGGAAAAAGAGAACUAAGGGACUUACAGCGCAUUUUAGAGCCACGUUCCUUGCGGCCUGCCGCCCCGCUACACUUGCUUAAUUGCAGCAAUAGGGUGACGGCUGAUUACUGUUACUAACGAUUUCCGUUAAAAAGUCGGGUCCAGUCUCGAAUUCCAAGUUACGAUGAUGGUUCCGAGGUCCUUUUUCUACUCUCGCAAACAACCUAUAUCCCCUACCUCCGUACCGAACUCGACGUCUAAGGUGUCUACGCCUAAGCGGAAGGAUGAUCAAUUUACGAAGAGAGACGUCACUCCUAUCAAGCCUACCAAUAUUAAAACACCACCCAGGGACCUUAGUAUGGCUAAGAGGAAAGGUCUACAGUCGGAUAGACUAUCCCCGCCAAGCAACAGUCCGCCAAGUACCACCAUGACCAACGCUGUCGCGCGACCAAAUACUCCUUCUAGCGCCGUACAGAUCCCCAUAAAAUCGAAGCAGGAUGCUGCACAUGCGCAUAGAUCGCGACCUCAUGCGCAUGCGCCGCGAAAGCACUCUUCGAGGCGGCCUCGCGAUGCGCACUCUCCCGACGCCAUCCCUCCAUCGGUGGCGGCUUUGCUUGCUGUUACUAGCAUCCCUCCGCCUAACCGGCGUAUGAGGUCGCGGCAGCAGUCUAGGGACUCGUCUAGAGAUUCACGGAUGACCGUCGAUUCUAUCGUGACUCGAUCGCAGGUCUCCGAGAAGGCGCUGAGCCAGGAACUUAGCGAGGAAUUCGCUCGAGAUUUGAGUGAUGGAAGCAUCGCAUCUUAUGAUCGCAGCCCCAUGGAUGUAUUGCUCAGCCCGCCCGAUGAGCUUUACGAAGAUGGAGCAUCCAUAAACAGCGAUAGCGCAUUCACGUCAGCUCUCUCAACUCGCGCGGCAUCGUUCGAGAGCGUACCGUCCCUAGGCGACUCGUUUGGCACCAGUUUUGUUACCUCCAUCGACUCUCCUAUCACGCCGCGAGGAAGAAGGAUACGUCCGCCACGGCGUUCAUUGGAGCCAAUUUCUUCGCCACCUGGGAAGCACCCGGAACACCCGCUUUCUAUUAAGAGCACUGCGGAGAUCGACCAACUUGACUUUAGGGUAUUCGACUCAAAGUCAGGUCUCGCCGAGCAGAAGCAGGCUACGGGACUGGCACCUCUUAAAUCUGUCUUCAAAUCGAACCUGACAGCAUCGCUCCGCGCAUUGCGCUCAGCAGCUCGUUCUCUGUCUAGUUUUACUGCUUCGUCGAUCCCUCCCGAUGAUUUUCUCACCAGGUCUAUACUCACAAUCGAUCCUCGGGUCCCAUUCACUGAUGAGAGAAUGCCCCCCGUCAUGGAAGAGCCUAGCGAAGCAAUGCGUCGUUAUUUAAACCCAACGAGCAAUCUACGUCCCGAUUCGCGUGUCCGGUCUCCGACCCGUAGCUACACGGCUUCUAUUCAGAUGCAAACUUACAAAAUCCAGAGGUCGAGGAGUGCCCCUGCAUCCAGUCGCUCGGGUGGUCAAGCGGGCAAUUCUAAAUCACCAGCUGCCUACGUGUUUCCACCAGGUCCUCGACAGCGGGAGAUACGCGAGAAUUCAGACUUCAUUCGUAUUGCUGUAUUGGAACAUCUAAUGCGCAAGCGCGGCAAAUUGGACGACCAACGUGAAGGACAUGCGCGUUGGCUCUUACCGCCAAGGAAGUCUACAUCAAAACCUUAUGAGAUUGGACCUGACGGCAUUCCUGCUCGGUGGGUUGCUCUCUCACAGGACACCAUUUGAAUUUAGGGAAAGCGAUGGAUCUUCCAUUAGUUCACCCUCGGCCUCAUUACGAUCAACAAGACUGCAGAAUCUAUGACUGCAUUUGGAGGAGCCUAGUGAUGGCUGAGAAGCAAAAUUGGAUAUCCAGCAUUGUGGGUUAGUUAUGUCAUCCAACGAACGGCUCAAGGCUCGAAGCAGAGGAG
Messenger RNA from Annulohypoxylon truncatum, 2232 nucleotides. RefSeq lists its product as uncharacterized. NCBI's taxonomy places the organism in Eukaryota, Fungi, Ascomycota, Sordariomycetes, Xylariales, Hypoxylaceae. The coding region runs from base 461 to 2050 and encodes 529 amino acids. The record is from RefSeq and is a predicted model, not a curated record. The transcript has a single exon.